CACGCUCCUGCCAAAACGUCCACACCUCCGCAAGACGGCCACUCGAUAUUGGUAAAGCGCUAGGUUCUCAUCAAUCAGGCUUUUGCAUACUGAUGAUGUUGCCCAGUCCCUACUUGGACGAGGUUUUUCACCAUGGUGACCCCGACGCGCUCCUCAGCUUUGCGGAAAAAAGGCGACUCCACCACGCAAUCUGUAGAUUAUCUGAACUACGGCAUUAAUAGAAAGGCUUCGGUCGCGGAGGAUCGCCAAACGCAAAGUGCCGGCCCGGCACGUCAAUUGAGGAGCAUCCCGAGAGCGCCACGGCCGGACCUCUUCGAGAUACCGAACUCCCCCGAACAACCCCAGCGCAAGCCAUCACCGUCGGCCCUUGCUGCACCGUUAACUCCACGUCGAUCUACGCGCCUAACUAGGCCUCAAACAGAUAUACAAAAUGGCUCGCUUCGGAUGCCUGCCCAACGCUUGCGCGUCGACGACCAUGAGGAUAACGCGGGGGAAAAGGAAUCAGAGCAGUCCCCGCACGAAGAACCCAACAACGAGCCCGUUAACGAGGACGAGGCCCAAAACGGUCUUGAAGACGAGGACAAUGAACUUAUUGGAAACUUUGAUCUCUUUUCGGAAACCAAUGGCUCCCGUAGCUCGCGAAGCGUGUCACCUUCAGCUUUCCUGACUCAAGAACUUGAACAGAGCGGGUGGUUUGAGUCAACUCAAUCCCCUAACAAAAUCGAAAUUCUCAAACGGGCUCCAGAAUCCAUAUCCGGUAACAAACGAGAUACACGGAAUUCAUCAAAAAUCCAAAGACCUAUCUCAGAAGCGGUCUUGCCUGGUCCCUCGGUUGUGAUCGCUGCGCGCCCAAACAACGUGCCCGAAACGCCCUUAUCAAAGGAGCAAUCAACUCGGGGUCAUCCGAUCUCUUCACCCACGAAAGAUGAUGAUGGUGACGUGGAUAUGGAUGAUGGAGAGCAAAUAAUGAAUUCCGAGCAUGCGGAUGGUGAUGAUGAAAGUUCAGAUGACUCGUUAUCCGAUUCUUCCCUUUUUGUACGUCAGGACUCUCCAGACCAAACAUCCUUAUCAGCAACUCGGUCCGGUAAACUUUGGAAACCCCCAAAUACUCGCACCCAUCAGACCAGAAGCUCAGGUACUACGUCCCCUGCCCAUAAUGAGCCGACGCCUGAAAAGUCCCCUAUCGCCCCGGUACGUGGCAGGAGACCAAACCGCUCUCAAGAUGCGCCGAGUCCAGCGGGCCGUCCUGUUGUCCAUCAGCUAAAUCGACCGCGCACUUCACGGCCGACGUUUCCUGUUAAUGAAGCAAAGCAUCCAGGACCCAACGGACCUCUAGUGAGUCGACGUAUAAGGAACCGAAAUAGUCGCAUAGUUGCGAAUUACAGCAAUAAUGAAACUGUCGAAAACCAUGUACCGAAGAGUACAUACCCUAGAUGCAAAGAAGCCACAAAGCUUGGACAACAAGAGCACAACUGGAGAGUUUUGGUCGAUGAAGCACGCAAGAUGAAGCAAAAAGCUAUCUCGGCAACGGAGUGUGGCUUAAAAGAUACUAUCGAGUUUAUUAAUGACUUACAAUCCUGGUACGAGGAAUUAUACCAAGGCUCAGAGCGGCCCCACAGGCUGUCGCCGAGGGACUCAUACAAACAAGAAGAAUACCUGACCCAGAUCUUGUAUGAAGGGGAUAGUGUACUGGAUGAAGUUUACAAUCUCGCUAUGAAGCGCCAGCAAAACCAAGGCCGUAAGCUAUUUCAAGCAUUCGAAGCGCGGGUCAUUCCGGCCAUUAUAAAGCUGGUUUUCACCAUUUUCGACGCUUACCAUUCAAGCCCCAGAUCAUUUUCCGGCAUAUACGACCACCUACACAGUGCCUUGAAGAAACUCGCCCACCUUUGCAAUCGGAUGACGAGUUUGACAAAGGAGAGAUACGUGGGAUCGUCUACGUGCACUCAGACAUUACGAAAACCCUUGCAAGAGCUCAUAGAAGCUUCAGAAACACACUCGCUAGAAAGCACUCGGUUGGAUGCCUCUGAUUCAAGCGGUGAAAGCAGCGGAUCGGACGGUAUAAACGACAACGCCCCCAUGGUCACCAUUCAGAAACCGUGGACCGAUACUGAAGGACUGGCUCUUCUAGACGGAUUGAUGCGACACGAGGGACCCAGGAGAUACAUUUCGAUCAUGAAGGAUUUUGGCGACAGACUAGAGGGAAGGACCAUACGACAACUACGAGACAAGGCGGAAGAAGUCCACGAUAACUAUAUACCCCAAAUUCACGACGAAUUACGCACGAGGGAAGGACGAGAGAAAUGGCACUGGUUGCUUAGUGUGCGGGAGUAGAAGGCUUCCACCUACAGUGUAGGUAGGUAUAUGAAGACCGAGGUGUAUACACGCGAACCAUGGAACCGAGACUCCGGGACCACACAUUCACGUAACAAUUACCCCUGACGCGUUAUUUACUACCUUCUAUCGAACAAUUCCCCUUAUUAUUAUCUACGCCCCUCAAUUACCCAUAGAAUUUCGGAGUUCUCGUCACCUCUAAUCUUCUUGUUGUAGCCAUACCUCCAGUGUAGGUCGUUGCCCAGAGGGGACUAGCGCCCAGGUGACCUGUUCUUUCCCCUCUUUCGUCCUUUUGCUCCUUACUCUUCUGUGUUGUCUUGCGGCCUGCGACUCUGCGUUGUUCCUGCUCUUCCCCUCAACUCGAUCCUCCGUUUACUGCGUCUUCUUGCUCUGCCUAAUACCUAAUAAUUGAUAUCCCCUAAAUUAAUCAUCGCUUCCCGUUUGUUGUCCAUCUUCCUUUCUGCAG
This is a messenger RNA of Aspergillus versicolor CBS 583.65, 2797 nucleotides long. RefSeq lists its product as uncharacterized. Lineage: Eukaryota; Fungi; Ascomycota; Eurotiomycetes; Eurotiales; Aspergillaceae. The coding region runs from base 133 to 2331 and encodes 732 amino acids. The transcript is spliced from 2 exons. The record is from RefSeq and is a predicted model, not a curated record.